GAACCUGCACGCAGGGACUGUAUCGCGUUCCUUGAGUUUUCCUGUCAUUUCUUAACUCGAACUAUAUUGCCAAACACACACAAAAUACAACACAUUCGACCGUGUCUCUGUAUACCUAGAUAUUUUUCCUUAGAUCUAAUCAAAUAAUAAACGAUAGAAAAAAAAAAAAACUCCUGCCAGACAAUGUGCGUAUUUAUUAUCACGCAAACGACUACCGUGCACCUUAAUGAAGUCUUAUAAAUAAAACGGACCACUUUAGAUAGACAACUGGCGGGAACAGAUUUCUAUAGAGAUGUCAUCAAGUUCGAUCAAACUAAUUACCUUCAACGUUGCCUUACUAUUGGCUAUCAGCAGUUGCAGUGUACACGCUAGUUGGGACGAAUGGUGGACGUACGAUGGAAUAUCAGGGCCAAAAUAUUGGGGAGUUUUGAACCCUCUAUGGAAGUUAUGUUCAAUUGGCAAACGACAGUCUCCGAUCGACAUCGAUCCAGACAAGUUGCUGUUUGAUCCAUUUUUAAGAAACUUGCACAUUGACAAAGACAAAGUCAGCGGAGUUAUUGAAAACACCGGUCAAUCCUUAGUGUUCAGAGUGGACAAGGAUUCCAAAUACGUUUUAAACAUAACCGACGGUCCGCUCACUUACCGUUAUCAAUUCCAAGAGUUUUACAUACACUACGGCACAGACAACAAUCUUGGUUCCGAGCACAAAAUCCAGGGUUAUUCGUUUCCCGCAGAAAUUCAAUUGUACGGUUACAACACUGAUCUUUAUUCGAACAUGUCAGAAGCACAAAUGAAAUCUCAAGGAAUAGUCGGCGUAUCGCUUAUGGUUCAGAUUGGAGAGACGCCAAAUCCAGAAUUCCGAAUAGUUACAAACGAGUUUGGAAAACUUCUAUAUAAAGGUUCGUACCGGCCAAUCAAGAACUUAUCCAUCAGACAAAUGCUCCCGGACAUCAAAUACUACAUGACGUACGAAGGAUCGACCACUCAUCCCGGUUGUUGGGAGACGACAGUAUGGAUAGUGCUGAACAAACCUAUAUACAUAACCCGGAGCGAGAUGCAUCAAUUGAGAAGACUGUCUCAAGGUUCGUUUGAACAUCCGAAAGCACCGCUGGGUAACAACUCGAGACCUACACAAGACCUUCGCGAAAGAACCGUGAGGACGAACAUAAAUUUUGCACAAAGAUCAGAAGUCGAUCCACAGGGUAAGACUUGCAAGCUGAACAUGCACAAGAACAUGUAUUACAAAGCCAACGAUUGGACUUCCGAUUCUUUGUUUCAAAUCUAACACGAUGGACGUUCGAUCGAAGAUAAGAUAAGACAAUGGCAUAAAACAUACCUAUUAUUUAUAUAAAUAUAUUAAAAAAUAAUGGAAAAAAAAACCAUUACAUUAUAAAAUAAUAAUUGUUGUUUAUGGCGCAACACAGCCAUAAUAACACACACAAUUUUAUUAGAUACCGUGCACGGGUUCGUUGGUUUCGCGCAUUUAGUUUUACAUUACUCGUUUAUUUAUUUUAUUUUUUUGUAACUACCAAAAAUCAAUUAUGUUUUAUCGUUGAGAACAAAAAAUAUUUAUACAAAUCAACAUACACCUACACAUAUCUCCUCAGCAAUACGGUCUAUAUCUAUUCCGAUAAUAAUAGAUACCUUUAAGAGCUAUACAACGCUCAAAUAUUAUCGAGUAUGCAAAUGGUAGUUUUAUGUAUGUGAUCGAUAAAAUAAAAUAAAUUUAAACCGUCGUUCGUUGGCUAUUUUAUACAAUUAUCCUUGGAAAGACGCGUACACUGAACAGAACAGCAAUAAAUAGAUAUACGGACUAUAAUAUAAAAUAUAGGUACAUUAUAGUAUAUAGAUAUAAGUGAAAUAACUGUAAGUAAAAAAAAAAAAAAUUGUCUAUUAUUGUUGAACCGCAUUAGAUGUUAUUGUGUAGAACUGAUUACCUAAAUAGUUUAAAAUAAUUGUUCUAUGUUUUCAGCUUCAGCAAGUAUGUGUUUAUAUGUUAAUAUUAUAAAAUAUGUGAUUCAAAAUAAUAGUUACAAAAAUGUAUAUUGUUUACUUGUAGACGUUUAAGUAAAACACAACCGUUUUAUCGAAUAUAUUUUGAUACCUUGAUCUAAAAACAUUUAUUCUAAACGCACAUUUAUAAUUUUCCAUGUUUUAUGUACUAAUGCGAUUACGUUUUUGAAACUUUGUUUUUAAACAACAAAUACGAAUUUCGCUCGUACAAACGCAUUGUUUUGUUUUAUUAAUUACACAUUGAAUUAUUAUUCUAUCCGUUCUGGACAAAAAAUGUUUGCCUAUACUCAUAUAUUGUAAUUAAAACAGGUAUUUACAUCCUCGUUAAUACCUAACGUUAUGAUCGUUAAACUCAGUUAUACUCAACGAUCACAGAUUAUUGUUUUCAAUGCAUAAUUCUAGUACCUAAGUGGAAUGUAACGUGUGUAAUUUUAUUGAUGUCGAAUAUUACAACAGUUGUUUUUAUUUAAUAUUUAUGAGAAUUUAAGUAGUCGUCGUGACUACAAUACACGUUAUGUGUUUUGCGUGUUAUUUACUCAUAAGGAUAAUAGUUCACUAUAAUGCAGAAAGUUAAUAAACUGUAUUAUUAUACAGGUAGGUACUUGUAAAUUAAAAAAUAAAUAAAACAACGAUUGUUAUCAUCAAUAUAUUUUAUUGUCACUCUGGAAAAACAAUAUAUGUAUCUUAAUAAAGUCUUGUAAAUUAUUGA
Adelges cooleyi (spruce gall adelgid) is the source of this 2722-nucleotide messenger RNA. It is a transcript of the gene CARPA, whose product is annotated as carbonic anhydrase-related protein 10. The record is from RefSeq and is a predicted model, not a curated record. The transcript has 11 exons. Lineage: Eukaryota; Metazoa; Arthropoda; Insecta; Hemiptera; Adelgidae. Gene Ontology annotation, molecular function: zinc ion binding; carbonate dehydratase activity. Bases 293 to 1285 code for a protein of 330 amino acids.